AUGUCAGGUCGUUUGUUGUUCGCCCUCUGCUCAGCGGCUCUCUCUGUAGCUGGCACUAAUGCCGAACUGAGCAAUGCCAAAAAUCCCUUGGUUGACGUGCAUGCAACUGUCGAAGGCAGUACCUCAUCAGGCCUGCAGAAUGAUUUGUUGCAGCGCAAGGUCGGGGGCCGCGUAGUGCAACCCGUCAUGCUGGUGUCUUUGAUGGCUGCACUUCUCGGUUUGAUUUUCGUUGUUGCUCACUGCGUCAAGAAUAUGGGAGGCCAGCAGACUUCGGAGCCCAGGCUGGUUCUCAGACGACUUGCCGAGGCGGGCGACCCGUGCUCAGAGGUGCGUUUGAAUGCUAAGGGACCUGCCGCACAAUUCGCUUGGGCGGUUUUUCUAAUGAGGGCACUGAACCUGUUGGAUAGCAUACGACUCGCAUCUUCUUGGGAUGCGCAAGAUGCGCGAUGUUUAGUUCGUUUCCAACAGAUAGCCAGUCCUAAGUACCUUUGA
This is a messenger RNA of Eimeria acervulina, 492 nucleotides long. RefSeq lists its product as hypothetical. The coding region runs from base 1 to 492 and encodes 163 amino acids. The record is from RefSeq and is a predicted model, not a curated record. The transcript is spliced from 2 exons. NCBI's taxonomy places the organism in Eukaryota, Apicomplexa, Conoidasida, Eucoccidiorida, Eimeriidae.